UCUGCUGCCGAUCAGAGGGGAGUGGAACCCGGCAGAGGCAGGUAGCAACACGGUUUGGUGCAGGGUGCAUCCGCUGCAUGCACCAUGCCGGAGUGUGUGUGGACGCCGCCGGUUCAUUCAACCUGACAGUCAAAAGUUGGCGUGGAGGAAUGAGCGAAGAUGCCCUGAUGAAUCGGGAUUAGAGCUGAUCCAUAAAACAUGGGAGACCUGGAGUGUGGCUUUGAGGAAAUGCAAGGAGUUAGAUUGGGAUACCUGCUUAUCCAAGGCAAGCAGAUGUUCGCCUUGUCUCAGGUCUUCACCGAGCUGCUCAAGAACAUUCCACGCACCACCGUGCACAAGCGCAUGGACCACCUGAACGUCAAGAAGCACCACUGUGACCUGGACGAGCUGCGCAAACUCAAAGCAAUAAACUCCAUAGCUUUCCACGCAGCCAAGUGCACGCUGAUAUCACGCGAGGACGUGGAGGCGCUUUAUUUCUCCUGCAAGACGGAGCGAGUGUUGAAGUCCGGCAACAACAAAAGGAAAGCCACGUCGUGCACCGGGGACGGUUUGGUGUCUGCGGGGAUCCUAGACGCCGAGCUUUGGCAGAAAAAAGUUUGGUUUAGUUUGCACGGCGUGCAAGACAAAGCGGGCCGGCGAGCGCCUUGCGAGUCCAAACUACCUCACUUUUACCACAGAAGCCACGGACGAGAUUACCGAUCGGCCGUGAAGGCAACUCACAGACACUUUAAAAACUAUGAAACAGCCAAGUUUCAAGGGAAUCGAGUGACUUUAAGCCAGAGGCACGCGUUUUUUCGGGGCGCUCCCGUGGCGGCGCUCCAGUCUGCCGUGGCUGCAGCCGACCUUCAUCACAAAAGGAAGAGGAGGCGCGAGGGGGGCGGCCUAAAACACCCCUGGAAGAGCAGACACCACCCGCAAAUCCCGCCGGUACUCUUCGUGCAACCCAAAUCCAGCAUUACGCACCGUGCUGCGUUUGAUGCUUUCCAACUAAACCGGGAUUUCUACCUUCACCCUCAUCACUUCGAAGCGGGCUUCGACAGCAGCGACACCGAAUCUAGCACCUACUCAGAACGGGCCUACCCCGACUCGGAUUUCGGAUCCGGCUUCUCCACCAGCAGCAGCUCCGAGGACGAUGACACUCAGUCUGAGAGUACUGAAAUCAGCUCGGAUGAAGAAGAGGAAGAAAGCUCCUCUCAUUCGGACUCCAGCUCGGUUUCCAGCCGGGUUUCGGUCCAGAGCAUCCGCUUUAGGCGGGCCCGGGUAGGGACCCUCGCCAAAACUCUUAACCCUAUAAAGGCACCUCUGGUUCUGCAGCCCACUUUUCACUAUAACCAGCAUGAAAACUCAGCUCAGAGCCAAGAUGAACAUGAAAAAUGUGAAUUUACGAAUAACUCUGGAUCAAAAUUCCUCUCAGAUGUUUUCAAAUGUGACAAGGAAAGUCCAAACACUGACUCGGUGCUUGAGCCUCCGAAAUGCACCGGACAAAGGCUCCCCACGCCGCUUAAGAAAAUCAAGACCGAAAUCGAAGAGCUUUGCGUGACGGCGUCUCCUCAUCCAUCGCUGGAGCCUCUCCACAAAGUGAAAUUAAAAGUGGAAGACUGUUGCGAUGAAUUUGAAUACCAAAACGUCAAAUCGAUCAACACUGACCAAUAUUCCAGCAGCGCGGACGCACAAAGGGAUGUGAAAUCCGCCGAGAAUGCGUCCCACGGAUUUUUGGAGCAACUCGAGGAGAAGGAGACCAGGAGUAAAAAGUGCGGGGCUUCAGAGAGAUCCAGGCUUUCCAGGGCGCAAUCAAAACAAGCCAGGGUCACCAGGGCUGCCUCCUCCUCCUCCUCCACGUCCUCCUCCUCCUCUUCCUCCUCCUCUCACCCCCUCGAGGAAGCCUCGGCGGAGAAUUUCCCGAGCCGCCGUAAAUGCAGCAGGGCGAACACUUCCACGCGGAGAGCCAAAAUGCCUUUCAGCCUUAUGGCAAAUUUCCCAUUUUCGCCGUCGCUGGUGGUUGGCAACGACGGGGAUCUUUGCCCCGCUUACUCCCUGAACUCUCGGAGGGGUCCCGGGCCUCCCCCUCCGUCUCACCCUGUGUGGAGUUGGCAGCCAGGCGGACACAUUUUCCCUCCCCCACACGCUCACAGGACCGGGAAAUAGACCGACUGAAUGAGCAGCGUUUAAAAAAAAAAAACGAAAAAAAAAAAAAGACGCCUCCAUUUUAAAACCUGUGAGUUUUUUUGUUGUUGUUGUAAAUUUUCUGCAAUUCUAUUCAAGCCUACAAGAGGAAAACAACAGUGGAAGGCAACUGAAGUUGCCCGCUGUGUGGCUCAUUCAUGUGGAUUUAUAUUUAAAAAACAAACAAAAAACGAACAAAAGCUACCAACCCUAAGUUUUUAUGACUUUUUCCCCCUUACAAUUUUCCUAUUUUUCUCGACCUGUUGGAUUGUAUUAAUAUACCAGGGUUUCUCUGGUAUGGUGCUCCUUCGUCUUAAAGAGGCUGAAAAAAAUCACGACAUUCCUUAAGACGAGGAUAAUAUUUUAAUCGAGCUUUGUUGAUAAAAAACAACACAUAAAUCAGGGUUAUUCCAUUAUGUGCCACUCGUUUUCUGUAUACACUCGAGCUGUGUUUGCCAAUAUGAUUGACGUGGUGACUAUGGAACCCCAAAAGGUUCCAAAUUAAAUAGAUAAAAACAACAUUUUGAAAUAAAUACCAUAAAUAACAAACAAAUUGUGUAAUAUAGCCCUUAAAUUGUAAAAGUGUUUUAUUUCGUAAUAAUUUUCCCAAAAUAACCUUUUUUUCAUUUCAUAAUGUCAUUUUUCAGCAGGAUAAAAAGCGUUUUUCCACAAAAGAAUUAUUUUUUUCAUAAUGUAUUUUUCUUCAAUGGCAUUUUUAUUUCAUAACGUCGUUUUUCAGCGCAAUGAGUUGCCUUCUAUCAAUCAAAUAUAUAAGGCGGAGUCAGUUAAAUCAGUGGUCCCCAACCAACAGGCCGUGGGCCGGUACUGGUCCUUGGCGCAUUUGCCACCGGGCCGCAGAGAAAUGAAUAAUUUAUUAACAAAUGCAAUCUGGUCUGUGGCUCUUGAAACAUCAAUAUAUCCACGUCUACUCUAUAGACUAAUCCGAGUAAAGAUUUGUAUAGAUCUCCACCCAGUGGUUGGCCGCAAUUACUAGGGUGUUUGCACACCUAUAGCAGCCCAGCGCCAGUCAAUGUAAACAGUAACUUUAGCUGCUGCUGGCUGUGUGCUGCAUCUUUGGACAGCUUUUUUACGGGGAAAAGGCCACUUGCUGAGCCAGAAGACGCUCCUACAACCAAUUCCAUUAUGCAUAAUAUGUGGCUAAAAGCUAGCAAACGAGGCAACAAAAGCAAAUGCACUGAGAGCAUCAUACCUCAUGGCGAACCGUAUUGCUAAAGCUAAGAAACCUCUUACAAUUGGAGAAGAACUCAUUAUGUUUGCCGACAAGUUUUAGGAGAGGCCUCUGUUAAAAAAUAGGAUGAUUCAGUGUAAGGUGAGUGAAAUUUUCCCUGCACUUAAUAUUCGUUUUUAGCCUCGACAUGUUAUUUUAUAAUUACUCUCAUUUGUAAAAUUGUAAAAAAGGCAUACAUUCCACCGCUCCGUUGUGCAAAUAAGGUUGGGGACCAAUGAGUUAAAUGAUUGGCUAGCUGUGCUAGCAUUUGGUAGCGUCCGGCCCAGGGGUUAGCAACUUGCGGCUCUAGAGCUGCUUACGGCUCUUUAGCGCUGCCCUAGUGGCUCGCUGUAGCUUUUUAAAAAGAAUGAAAAUGGAAAAAGAUGGGGGAGGGAAAUACAUUUUUUGUUUUAAUAUGGUUUCUGUAGGAGGACAAAUAUGAUUCUAAUUUAUUAAUAUUGUAAUGAAGUUAAAUUUGAGGCAGCAUCGUACAACAGAGUUAUUCUCUCCAGGAUGCACUGCAGGGAAAAUAAAUAUUUAGUCAUGAAGGCUAAUUAUGUAUUUGUAGCUAACUCAGUCAUUUUGAUAGUAGGCUAAUAUAUAUACAUACUGCAUGUGCUGCAUUAUAUAAGGUUUUUAAUUUUUUGCAGCUCCAGACAUAUUUGUUUUUUGUUUUUGGUUCAAUAUGUAUGUUUCAACAUUUUGGGUUGCCGACCCCUGGUCUGGUCGUUAGCAUUUGGUAGCAUUGAUGAACUAUUAGGUAAACUUCCAGAAAGCAUCUCAUCAAAAACACACUGCUGCUGAAAUCCUCGCUCAGGCUUUUCGUUAGGCCUUUUUUAAUUAUCCAACUAGUUCGCAACUUCUCUGAGAAACUCUGAAAGUGACGUUACAAAUGCUAACACAGCUAGCCAGACUCCGUGAUCCAGCCAAUCCCUUAACUGACUCCGCCAUAUGUAUUUGAUUGACAGCACACGUUUCAUUGUGCUGGAAAAUGACGUUAUGAAACUAGAAAUUUCUGGAGAAAUUUAAAUGGGAACUUUGCUGUGGUAGUAACAGAUCUAAGAACCGCCUAGUUGAUUUUGGGGCGUUUUGGAGUCACCUCCCGUUGAUUAUGGGACAUUUCGGGGACACGUCAUGGUGAUAUCAGGUCACUUACUGUUGAUUUGGAGACAUUUCGGGGACACGUACUAAUGAUAUUGAUUUGUGGAUGUUUUGGGAAAGCGUCCUGUCGGUAUCAGAUCCUGUUGAAAAUUUGACUUACAUCAUCAUCAAUAGGUUGGAUGUGCAUGGCUGUCAAUGGCAUCGACUUACUUGGGUGCCAGUUGCCUGUCAUUGUAAAUGGUCAAAAAUCAAUAGAACCUAUGUUUUCCUGCCAUUGAAAAUGAAUGGGAAAUUUGGACGUGCAUGGCUGUCGAUGGCAUGACAUUAGAAAUAAAUGGGUUUUUGGCGAAUUUUGGGGGAAGUUUUUGUCAAAUUCAGUAUACAACUUUUAUGCCCUUUACCGUCCUGGAUUUUUUGAUGUGUAUAUUAUGUGAUCUGGUCAAAAAUUGUAGGGCAUGUAGCAUUUUGGAAAAAACAAAAACAAAUAACCCCAAAAACUUUCUGUUCACCAGUAA
Molecule: messenger RNA, 5007 nt
Organism: Corythoichthys intestinalis (scribbled pipefish)
Lineage: Eukaryota; Metazoa; Chordata; Actinopteri; Syngnathiformes; Syngnathidae
Gene: skida1
Product: SKI/DACH domain containing 1
Exons: 1
Coding region: 199-2145 (648 amino acids)
Source: RefSeq, a predicted model, not a curated record